GUAACAAAAGAAUGCUCCUCUGGAAAUAGGUAAUACACAUUCAAACCAUCCUAGGCAAAUGGGUACUUAUGAAAAUCAGGGCUAAUGAAUUACUUGUGCCUGGUACUCUAACCUAAUACACAAUCCUAUACCUCUAGGCUGGCUUCAUUUGAGGUCAGACACCCAAUUGUCAUUUAAUAGAUUUUUAUAUAUAAUUUAACCUCUGAGGAUGCCUGCCAUAGAUGUCCCCAUUGGGGAGAUGGUGGCGGGGUAUAAAUAAAGUAUUAUUAUUAUUAUUAUUAUUAUUAUUAUUAUUAUUAUUAUUAUGUGGGCGAAACGUCAGGAGAGAAUACUUUUGGAACAUGGCCAUUCAGCCCGAAAGACAUACAACAACCCUAUAAUUUAAUCUGUUUCAUUGGAAGCUACGGCUUAUUUUUACAACAGAAAAUAGGGUACAUUAUUUUGUUUGUUUGCUUUAUAUAAAUAAUAACAAAAAGGAUGUAGAUUUUUAUUUUAUUUAUUUAUACAGGGAAUAUCAACCACUUUAGAUUAUAAACAUAUAACAUAAAUUCAACAAUCGACAAUUUUGUUUUACCAUCCAUUAGAGCAUUCAUGUAUUUCACCCCAUGUUCCUAGAAAAAAUGAGAAAUAAGAUUCUGUUAUGCUAGUUUUAAUUAAUUAAUCUAAUUACUAUAUUUAUAUAUUGGCCUUCUUACCAGAAAAGUGGGGGGGGGGGGCAAUUUGGCUCACAAAUUAUACGUACAUACAAUAUAUUAUAUUAUUACCAUAGUACAAUAUUAACAUCAUAUAUUACCAUAUUGUACUAUGACACUAUACGGUAAUAUUAUUUAUAUAUGUGUGUGUGUGUGUGUAUGUGUAUAAUAUUACCGGUAUUAUAUUGUAAUAUUAAUAUUAGUAUUAUAUUGUACCACAUCAUAAUAUUAUUACCAAUAUUAUAUGUACAUACAAUAAAUUAUAUGUACAUACAAUACUGUAUAUUAUAUAUAAUAUUAUUAUCAAUAUUAUAUGUAUACACAAUAAUGUAUAUUAAAUUGAAUAUUAUAAAGUUUUAAGAGUUUAUUUUACUUACCAAGCCUCCAUGACGGCAAAGCCAUUUAGAUUCAUGAUCUAGCAAGAAUGCUGCGAUGCAUUCAGCUACAUUAUCGACAUGAACUUCUGUGUAGGGCAUUUUUCUGACUAAAAUGCAUCCAAAUAAUAUUAUAGAAAAAAUUCUGCCCCAGUUAAUCUUGCCAUCGGAAAAUGUUUGCUGCAUCACAUGUUGAAGGAUUUCACAGCUCUGUGUGGGAGUGUCCAAUUGCAGAGGUGAUAUUAUAGGAAAGAUCCUGGCAUCCAACUCAUUCAUUUUUUGUAAAGAGAUACAUAUCUCAGUAUCUAAUGAUGUUUUGGGGGCUUUUCCAGCUGCCAAAUUCAGGUAAGAUUGAAUAAUCCUGAACGUUUGUUUUUCAAUUUCUGGUAAUCUGUCAGGGUGGGUCCAAUCCAUGGUGUCUGGCGCGGUUUGGGUCUUGUAUGGAAAUGUGUCUCAGCAAUGAUUGCACAACCUGUUUAAUGCUUGCCUCUUAACCCUCUCCACCUUCUUAGAUUCAACAACUCAAACCAUCAGAAAUGAGCAACAUCAACCAACAUUUCUAUCCUAACGUUCAUAUCCAGUACCCAGCCAUCAUAGAAAAUAUGCCGUUACCAGAUGAAAUUACUUAUGAGGAUGUGCAAAUUUCUCAGCUGGAAGUGGAUGAUGCUCAAAUGAUGGAACAAGCACUUCGUCAUGAGGAUGCUGAUUUCAAGACUGUGGAGAAACCAAAGGCUAUUCCACCAACUUCCAAGCAUGCAGAUAAGGAGACCAACAUGCCCACUCCAAAGACUACCAAUCUAUCAACUUCAAAAACUCGAGGUAAUUGUAUGCCCCACAGAACAUCUCUCUGUAAAUAUGAGAAAUAG
Molecule: messenger RNA, 1932 nt
Organism: Anolis carolinensis (green anole)
Lineage: Eukaryota; Metazoa; Chordata; Lepidosauria; Squamata; Anolidae
Exons: 3
Coding region: 1603-1932 (109 amino acids)
Source: RefSeq, a predicted model, not a curated record